Triticum aestivum (bread wheat) is the source of this 688-nucleotide messenger RNA. Its product is annotated as cytochrome c. Bases 78 to 416 code for a protein of 112 amino acids. Gene Ontology annotation, molecular function: electron transfer activity; heme binding. The record is from RefSeq and is a predicted model, not a curated record. Lineage: Eukaryota; Viridiplantae; Streptophyta; Magnoliopsida; Poales; Poaceae. The transcript has 2 exons.
GCCUAGCUAGGUCCGAUCGUCGUCGAUCCAAGAAACAAACAAAGACACGCAGGGCCGGCGAGGAAGGAAAGGAAGGGAUGGCAUCGUUCGGCGAGGCGCCGGCAGGCAACGCCGCGAGCGGCGAGAAGAUCUUCAAGACCAAGUGCGCGCAGUGCCACACGGUGGAGCGCGGCGGCGCCCACAAGCAGGGCCCCAACCUCAGCGGCCUCUUCGGCCGCCAGUCCGGCACCACCGCCGGAUAUGCCUACUCCACCGCCAACAAGAGCAUGGCCGUCGUCUGGGAGGAAAACACCCUCUACGACUACCUCCUCAACCCUAAGAAGUACAUCCCUGGGACCAAGAUGGUGUUCCCGGGCCUCAAGAAGCCGCAGGAGCGCGCCGACCUCAUCGCAUACCUCAAGAAAUCCACCGCUUAAUUAUUACCAGCUUGAUUCUUCUUCCAUCAUCUCAAGUACCGCGCGCAAACAAGAAGAAACUAACGUCAAUAAGUUUGCCAGACACAUGCGUGUAUAUAUAUAGCUAGCUGUCUGCUGCAUGCAGUAUAUAUGUUUAUGUACGAUAUAUUGAUUGAUUCAUCCAUGUGUACGUACGUGUCCAUGUAAUUAAAAUGGUGAUCCAUUUUAUCUACAAAACCGUGCAUUUCUUGUCUUUUUCCCCUCACAUUUAUCAGGAUUGGGUUUAAAUGUCC